Molecule: messenger RNA, 1702 nt
Organism: Chelonus insularis
Lineage: Eukaryota; Metazoa; Arthropoda; Insecta; Hymenoptera; Braconidae
Gene: Zpr1
Product: zinc finger protein Zpr1
Exons: 4
Coding region: 106-1443 (445 amino acids)
Cellular component (GO): cytoplasm; nucleus
Molecular function (GO): zinc ion binding
Source: RefSeq, a predicted model, not a curated record
AACCUUUACAACUGAUAAAUUGAAAAAUAAAAAACAAGUACAUUUUUGUUCCUGAAAAUAUCAUUUAUUCUUUUUUAACAAUAACAUUGAAAAUAAAUAUCAACAAUGGCUCAGAGUACUGAGAAAGAAGGAAAAAAUAAAAAAGAUCCCAUUUUUCGAAAUCUGACAGCUGAUGAUCUUGAACCAGAGGCAUCAGUUAUUGAAAGUUUAUGCAUGAAUUGUGGUGAGAAUGGUAUUACUCGAUUAUUGUUAACGAAAAUUCCUCAUUACAAGGAUGUAAUAUUGAUGUCAUUCGAUUGCGAACAUUGUGGAUUUCAAAAUAAUGAAAUCCAAAGUGGAGGAAAAAUUCAAGAUAAAGGAAUUAGAAUUCAAUUAAAUGUUACUAAUGAAAGUGAUUUAAAUCGUCAGGUCGUUAAGUCUGAUUAUACUAGCAUUAAAAUCCCUGAAUUGGAUUUUGAAAUUCCAUCACAAUCUCAGAAAGGAGAAAUAACUACAGUCGAAGGUAUUAUCGAUAGAAGUAUAAGCGGUUUAGAGCAAGAUCAGCCGAGAAGAAGGGAAGAAAAUCCAGAUACAGCUGCAGGAAUCGAUUUAUUUAUUGCUAAAUUACGUGGACUGAAGCUACUUGAUAGUCCAUUUACGAUAAUCUUCGAGGAUAUUACUGGAGAGUGUCAUGUAGAAAAUCCUAAUGCUCCACGGAAAGAUCAUAACUGUACAACUUCCUACUUCGUAAGAUCAGAAGAGCAGAAUAAAUUAUUAGGUAUUUAUGUUGAAAACAGUGAAGGACUGUUAAAGCCUAUUGAACCAGGAUCUUUUCCAUUGGAAGAACUAGAGGGAGAAGUUUUACAAUUUCCAACUAACUGUCCAGACUGUAAUUGUCCUUGUACAACCAACAUGAAGAUGACAAACAUCCCCCAUUUUAAAGAGGUAGUGAUCAUGGCUACAAUUUGUGACUCCUGUGGUCACAAAACUAAUGAAGUUAAAAGCGGAAGUGGAGUAGAACCUCAAGGGAUCAGGAUAGAAGUAUUAGUGAAAGGUAAAGAGGAUUUUAGUAGAGACGUUUUAAAAUCUGAGACUUGUUCGAUGGAGAUACCAGAACUUGAAUUGGAAGUUGGACCAGCUGCAUUAGGUGGGCGUUUUACCACUAUUGAGGGUAUUUUAGCUGCAACUAAAGAACAACUGCUAUCUAAUUCUAUACUCACUGGCGACAGUACAGAUAAAAUAACUGCUACGAGAUUGAAUGAAUUUAUUACCACAUUGGAUGAAGUUUUGAAUGGAGAACGUCAAGUAACGAUUGUUCUUGAUGAUCCUGCUGGAAAUAGUUAUGUUCAAAGUUUGUCAGAUGUGGGAUGUGAUGAGCGAUUAGAGAUUAUUAAGUAUGAUAGAAGCUUUGAACAAAAUGAAGAGCUUGGGUUAAAUGACAUGAAAGUAGAAAAUUACGCAUAAUUUUCUGAUCAUGUUUUAAUAUAUUAUAGUACUAAAUUCUUUACAGUUCAUUGAUUUAUACAUCUCAUUAGUUAAUAGUCAUCUGGAUGGCUGUAAAGAAGAAAAGAAAUGUUACUAUCAAUAUUAUCAACAUAUUUAUGAAAAUAAUUUUUAUUAAAAAGAUAAUAUACACGAUGGGGAUAGAGUCGAGUUUUUUUAGUUUAGGAAGCCUUCGAAUGACCUGUGUUCUCCAUGCUUCUGGCUCCAAAUUAUCACAAAU